CAAGAUGCCUUCAGAUCCUGCUUUUUUGGAAACGCACUAAUAGCGUCGCUCCAUGGCUCCUCUAACUGACUCUCAUUCUUGUUCGAUCAGUUUGUGUCCACAAACCUACUGUAUCAUAUCUCUUUCCUAGUCCCGAAUAAAAAUUUCGCUUGUCGCCAUAUUCUAAUUACUUUGAAACUACUACUGUUACCUCCUGAAUCACCUGUAGAAGCAAGUUCGAACAAACUUCCUUAACCAUGACCUCCCCGUUGUCCACCGGUCCAGCCACCGCGUUCCUGCGCCAACUACCCGUCGCAGCGAAGGAGGGGGGUGUGCUCGUCACCCGUGACAAUUUUGACCGGCUGAAGCCUCUGAAGAACUUUGACGAAUUGUUGGCGCAGGCGAGCGAUGAUAUCCCGGCUUUUGACGUCAAAGCCUUUCAGGAGGUGAACCAGCUGUCGGACGAAGCUGCUGACAGUAACAAAACGAAAAGCAAGAAUAAAAGCAGUGACUUCUCUUCGGUGACUGCUCCUCAUGAGCUCAAUUCAUCUCUCCAGCGGGCCAUUCGGGACGCUUCGGGCGGCGGCCCUGCUGCGCAGCCGACUCUUGUCCGUGGGGCGAAGAAGAACCAAAACAAGCCAAAGAGGACUGUGAACGGCAAGCCAGUGAAAGAGAUCUUGGACAAUAUAGCGAAGAAAAAUCAGCAAGCAGGCGCUGCGGGCCAGAUCGAUUUUUGCGGAGUUACACUCGCAGCGAAUAAAAAUAGUAGUGCGUUUCAUAAGAACACGCCAACAUUUUUAUCGUAAGGAAAAAUCCCCCCUCCCCAUAUCGAAAACGUAUCCGUCUGAAAAUUUGCGAUGCGCAUUUGCGACCUCAAAUCCUGUCUGUCUUGCAAGAAGGCAAGUCCAGAAAGCGUUCCGCAUUUUGCAGGCGGUUUGUCAUGCUGUUUGGCUUAGAGCAUACACGUUUGUCAUGCUAGGCGCCUACGUCAAAACCUCUCGACUGAGGCUUGACAUAUGCCUGCACUCCUCUACUGCAAGACAAAUCUGAUUUGUGUAUGGAAAUCCAGCAUCAGAAACUUCGUUUCGAUAUGGGGAGGGGGGAUUUUUCCUUUUGAUAAUUUUACCGCGUCACGCCGGACCAUAUUCUCCUGGACACGCAUAUGGAUGUGUCAGGAUCGAAAUCGACAAAAUCGAAAUAAUUUGUGAUGCAUAAAAUGUAGGACACUGAAGGCCUGCAUUGGGGAGCAGGCAAAUGAGACCGAUUGCAAGCCUGUUUAGGGAGAGGCGAUAUGCUGCCAGAGUAGCACGACAGGAGCAACCUUCUUUGCCCAAACAGCAUGACAGACUGGAUGUGGGUGCUCCCGGAAUUUGUCAUGCGCCACUUGGAAACUGAGGCUCCAACUGGCAUCGAUUUUGUGCGUCACAAAUUUUUCGACUUUGUCCAUUUCGAUUCUGACACUUCCAUAACGCAGCUGGAGCGUGCCAGGAAGGCCGUAGCGACGGUGGAAGAAAAACAGAACCUCGCGAAACAGUUGCGAGAGGAAAAGAAGAGUACAAAAAAUUCGAAAGCGGGAGUUCUUGCCCAUAGUAGUACGAAGGAGAAGAACUCGCAUCAAGAUGAACUGGCCAACUUUGCAGAGAUGUGGCGCGCGCGCGACAAGGCCUUGACGGAGCUCGAGGAACUCGGAAUGCUCGACGGCGAGGAGUUGUUGCGCAAAGCAGACCGGCCCGAGUAUUCCUACUACAACGGAGCAACGAUGAUGGGAGGUGGCAUUCCGAUAGCGCCUGGCCAGAAGCCUGCUUCCGCGGAGGAUGGCAAAAACCCGAGUCGGCUGUUCUCGUACGCGCUGAACUUCAAGCGGAUCGAGGAGUUGUUGUCCAACGAGGCCCUCCGAUUGCAGGACCGCCUGGACGCCAUGGAAGAGAAGCAGAUGCAGCAGUCCGAUGAAACCGAGGGGGGAGUCAACGCGCUGCUGCCCUCCCUUAGCGUGGAGGUGCGGACCCUCGUGGGCGACCUGUGCUUCCACAUGAAGCAGGCGGCCUUCACGGAGACCAAUGGGGUCUACCACGAGAAGAACUACACCGAUAGUGCUGCCACAACCCCGGCCGCGGCGGGAAACAAGAGAAAGGAUAAAGCAACAUCCCGUGCUGAGGAUCUUCACGCGUCCGCGGGGAGAUCUUCGCCAACUUUUAGCGACAGCACGACGACCAAGACUGGCACAACUCUAGUGAAGAAGGCAAAGCAAGUGAAAACCAUCACGCUGGCAGACUAUUUCAACCACUCCGUCGAACCGCACGCCCACACAAAAGCGCCGCGGCGCGCCGACAAAAUGAGCUUGGACGUGGAACUGCAGCAUUUUACCCGCGUCAGCCUCGAAGAAAAACUUUUGAAGCUGUUCGAGAUCCUGCUGUGUGGGCGUGAGGGCAUUUUGGAAUUGGCGGAAUUCGCGAUGACAGCUACUACGGGCGAACAAACCUCCACGCAGGUGCAAAUCACGAAUGGGAACAAGAAUGAUGACGUCGCAUCCGGGAGUUCCUCCUCUCGCAGCCCCUUCUUCUCUCCUCCAUCCCGCAGCACCCCGGGUUCGCAAGCAGAUAAUAACAGCCCUCUCGAGGGCAGCAUAGUCAAAAUCAGAGGAAAAUUCCCCCACAUGCUGCCAACCCCAACCACGGAGGACCGCCGCGCGCAAGAAACGAAUUUCAGUGACGCGUCUUUGAAGCUGGAGGACUACUGGGACAUUGGGGUGGCGCAAACGACCGCGUUUCAUGACGUGUUGAUCCGCCUGGUCGCAAACUACUUUUCCGAUCUGGAGCAGCAGAAGCGCGAUGUGGCCGCUACUUCCUCCAAGAAGAACAACAAACCUAACUUCCUCGACUACCACGUGAACGACACGAUUGACGCGCUGAACCGCCAAACUAUGAACAGUCGUCUCUCAGUCUCCGAAAAGUGUCGCAAGGACUUUGCGCGGCGGGGAGAAGGUCUCGCGACCGCGAGCUUGCUGACGUCGGGGUUGCUGCACCUGUUUUUGUUGCACGACGCAGUGGUGCGGAAAAUGAUUCAACCCGCUCGGUGCUUGAGCGCCAGAAAAGAACCGUGUAUCAAAUUGAAGGAGUCGAAGGACAAAGGCAUCGGCAAGAAUGGCAAGAAAAGCAAGUCCUUCGAACGGAUGGAAGUUCCUCCCCCGGAUCUGAAGAAACUGAAAACGGGUGACUUGUUCCGCAUUGUAUCAAAAGUAAAAAUGUCUGGGUCUGGAAACUUGUGAUGCUGAGUGGCGUCUCAUGAUGAGGCUAAAGAUGCUGGCUCAGCAUGACAAGUUUCUGAGCUCCUAGGUGUUGCCUAUUCCGCAUGACAAACUGCGCUUCUGCAUCACAGAAAAACGGAGCUUGUGGGUAACGUGCAUGACAGAUUUAAGAGUCAUGCCAGACAAGCAUGACAAACAUGAAUUCUUCCAGACCCAGACAUUUUUACAGUUGAUACAUUGGCAGCGUUCACCGAACCUACGGCUGGCGGUGUCUCCCCUACAACGACACCCGCGCACUGCUGUAUGGAUGUGUCAGGAUCGAAAUCGACAAAAUCGAAAAAUUUGUGAUGCAUAAAAUGUACGGCACUGGAGACCUGUAUUGGGGAGCAGGCAAAUGAGACCGAUCGUAAGCCUGACUAGGGGUAUGCAAUGUGCUGCCAGAGUAGCACGACAGGAGCAGUCUUCUUUGCCUAAACAGCAUGACAAACUGGAUUUCGGUUCUACCCAAAUUUGUCAUGCGCCACUUGGAAACUGGAUUACAAGUGGCAUCCAUUUUAUGCAUGGCAAAUCAUUUCAACUUUGACGAUUUCGAUCCUGACAUUCCCAUAUGCUGCUGCACUUGACCGACGAGGACUUCGAGGCGGGAAGCUUGGUGCCGUCGUCGGUGCUACAAAAAAUAGCCGAAGCACAGGAAAUAUCCUGUGCAAAAGUAUCGUACUCGUAGUAAUUGCAGUUAUGCAUUACAAACCUCUUUCUCAUAGGCAAAUCCGCAUUACAAAUUUAAUUUGUAAUGCUGGGCCAAUUUGUAUUGCAAUUUAUACUAGUACGAUACUUUUGCAUUUCAUAGGAAACUCAGAAGAACAAGGAGUCAACUUCCGCGAUGAUGACGGGCACGAAUAAUUCUUUGCCGGGCAAAGGAAAUAAAGGGAAAAAGGGGAAGAAGGCCGCGAAGCAAAAAGAGCUCGAACAAGAGGUGAGGCAAAUGAUCGAGGACACUAUACUGUACGAAAAAAAAAGCCGGCAAACAGCCUGGAAACAGUCCAGCUUGCGCAUCUACGCUUGUGUCACGCUCCCGACGGAAAUAACGACUUCUUCUUCUUCAGCCUCCUCUUCCACGACGACGGGUUAUAACUGCAACCCUGCAGACGCUCUUGCGGACUUUGACGCUUUGCUAGAGGCCAGCACGGAUCUAGCGCCACCAGCGGCUCGGGACUACAAGAUUGUUGGCUAUGUGAUCCUACCCACCAGUGCCACGAAAUGGAACCCGCGUCUCGACCAAAUGAUCGCUGCCGGAGACCGAACAGGAUCAUAUAACGGGAAGAAGCCCGCUCCGGGCCAGACGCAGGUGUGGUUUUCGCCAGACGAGACGUCGGUAGCUAUGUGGAUCGAGGCCGAAGAUCGCAGCAAGGCGUCGGGUAUGGAUAUCCUCGCCCUGCGCGAAGAAAAAAUGCAGGAGGUCGACCUCGAUUACCGACAUGAUCCGCAUGCAGGAGCUCGAGCGCGACUCCCGGGUCAACAAAUCCAGACGAACAUGAUGAGCAUUACGGCGGCGACAGAGUAAAACGAUUUUUCCUCCUGUGAUUUGAUGAAAAACGUUGUUGUUUUCACCAACCGUUAUAUUUUUGAUGAUACUUGCCUAAAUCAGUACACUUGUUGCGAAUAUUGACCUGCCAGGAGCUUACUCGCAAGAAUAAGACAACAGCUGCCUGAAAAAAAUCAUAAUCACCCUCACCCGCGAAUUCUGCAGGUUUGCGAAGCUGAUCAGCAACCGAAAGCAACUGGCACUGAAGCAGAUCGAGUGGUUUCGGCGAACCUUCCCGGAGCUGCCCCUUUUCAACAACACCUUGUUCCACAUGUUGCGCACGGUCCUGCAAGGGUGCACCCUGGAUUUCCGGUACCUCGGCCUAAAGACGGUGUGGCAGAGACUCGCGAUGACGUAUCGAGCUCCACCGCAAGCGUCCGAUAAUUCCAAAGCUGGCUCGUUAAAGGACCGAGACGUGAAAGGCGAGAAGGGCGCGAAGGACAAAGGUAGCAAGGGGCGUGGCAAGAACAAAAAAAACGAGGAGCCCAAGAAGAACGAACAGUCGACCAGGAAUCCAUGGAUGUACAACUCUGGCGGUGAAGCUUCACCAUCUGGGUGGGGCACGUGGUCGUCAUAUAAUUACGAAAGAACGCAUGAUCCCCGAACCAACGGCGCAACUGGCUCGGGAACGAACAGCCCAACCGACGUCGAGUCUCCGCCCGUGGUGAACUUUUCCGCGCUCCAAAACCACAAAGACACCCGGGCGAUUUCUGGCGCCUCGCCACUGUGGCGCUUCUGUCCUGCGGAAAUCGUAUCGGGUGUCGGCGCAGGCGGGGUUUCUCUCAGCACCAAUUUGAACGACUUUCGCAAUUUCUACGAUUACGCCGACCAGCUGCAGAAAAUGAUUUUGAACAAGGACCAGAACCGGGCCCGAAAUUCAAGUUACGACGACAAUCAACAACGCCACGACGAUAGUGAUUACUUCUACGGCAAUGUUGCAGGAGAGGGCAUAGACGACGACGUCUAUAGCGAGGACCAAAUAAAUCAGGAACACGAACAACACAAAUCCGUAGACCAGCUGCAGUUCACACUCGCGAUUGCGGAUGCGCAAUCCCUUGUGGAACAGCAAGAAGCGAACCCGCCUGGCGGGUGGAAUCCGUAUCGCGACGGAGCCGGUCUGCCCCCCGAUGCUCAACAGGUCCUUGCUGAUGUUGUACCUCCGGAGUUUUUAGAUGGUCAGCGUGCCCACUUGUUGCGGCACAAUGCUCUCGCGCAUGCCAGAGCGCUCGGGGCCGAAGAGAGGGAGAGACACGGACGCGGGCACUGGGGACUCGAUGGCCAAUGGCAUGAGGAUGAUCACUUCUCCGAUGAGGAUGAGGACGACUAUUCAAUGGAUGAUGAUUAUAAUUACCAUUGGGCACAAAUGCUACAAGACGAGCUCGGCAUCGAGUUCUUUGGUUGAUGCACUAAGAAGUUUAGUAUUUUUUCCGUGGAACUUACAACUUGUCUGUCUUCACCUGAGCACACGGCGACAUGGAGAUGGUUGAACGCGUUUUGCUUUUGUUUUGUGAUCUCUUUAUUAAUAAAUUUGGGUUCAUGGGUUUUGGGGUCUAGGUACAAGACAUCCCCAUUUUUAUAUCAUCAAAAACGAUUUCCAAGAAACUCAAGGGAUCAAAUACGGGAAGAAAAGACAACUAAAAAGACCAACCAACAAAAAAACUUUCUGAAUGUAUUAAAACCACUGAACAUGGAUACCACUUGCGCGGGGACGAUCCUAC
Molecule: messenger RNA, 6523 nt
Organism: Amoebophrya sp. A120
Lineage: Eukaryota; Dinophyceae; Syndiniales; Amoebophryaceae
Source: the annotation of a GenBank genome assembly